Molecule: messenger RNA, 4527 nt
Organism: Cuculus canorus (common cuckoo)
Lineage: Eukaryota; Metazoa; Chordata; Aves; Cuculiformes; Cuculidae
Gene: ASIC1
Product: acid sensing ion channel subunit 1
Exons: 13
Coding region: 681-2603 (640 amino acids)
Biological process (GO): sodium ion transmembrane transport
Cellular component (GO): membrane
Source: RefSeq, a predicted model, not a curated record
UUACCCACAUGCACACGCCAGCAGCACCAACAGCCCCUGUCAGCAGCCUGCAAUCGCUGGAGCGCCCCGCUCCUCCGCCUCUCUCUCUCCUCCUCCUUCUUCUCCUUCUCCUUCUUCUCCUUCUCCUCCUCCUCGCUGCCUACCGGCCUGCGGCACCCCUCCGCGGCCUCCAGCCCCACCAGCGCACAGACAAUGACUUCAUGCGGAUUAUGCAUCUGAAGAAAUCACCAGCUCCCAGAUAGCCACAGGGGGAGGUAUCCAUGUGUUUGGCAAGGAAGCAGCCUCCUGCUCGCCUUCCUUCUCCCCCUCUUUUCUCCUCGCACCCAGCAGCUGCCUCCUCUUCAGUGAUGGUCGCUUCUGGUCCCCCCGCACAGUGCUGAGUGAGGCCCCAGCGCAUCCUUGCUCCCACGCUUGGACCAAGGUACCACCGAGGCUAUUUUUAUUCCCCCUCCUUCUUUUCCGGUUCGCCCGCUGCUGCCGGUGCCUCUCGCACCCUCCGUGCUUGUGCGUCUCCCGCUCCUGUCUUCCCACCCAGCGGCAAGAGGUGGAGGAAAGCUCAUCCCAACCCCGGCAUCCUCGUCACGGCGGCAGCUUCUGCUGCGGAGCAGAACAAGCCCAGUGCCAGCUCCGGCCACCAGCCCUGAUUCCAGAGUGGCCACCCCAGCGUGCCAGCACGGACCAUGAUGGACCUGAAGGUGGAUGAGGAGGAGGUGGACAGUGGGCACCCGGUGAGCAUCCAGGCCUUCGCCAGCAGCUCCACCCUCCACGGGCUCUCACACAUCUUUUCAUAUGAGCGGCUGUCGCUGAAGCGCGUGGUCUGGGCUCUUUGCUUCCUGGGCUCGCUGGCGUUGCUCGCCCUCGUCUGCACCAACCGUAUCCAGUACUAUUUCCUCUACCCCCACGUCACCAAGCUGGACGAGGUGGCGGCCACCAGGCUCACCUUCCCCGCUGUCACCUUCUGCAACCUCAACGAGUUUCGUUUCAGCCGGGUGACCAAGAAUGACCUGUACCACGCCGGGGAGCUCCUCGCCCUGCUCAAUAACAGAUAUGAGAUCCCGGACACCCAGACCGCAGAUGAGAAGCAGCUGGAAAUCCUGCAGGACAAGGCAAACUUCCGAAACUUCAAGCCCAAACCUUUCAACAUGCUGGAGUUUUAUGACCGGGCUGGCCACGACAUUCGGGAGAUGCUGCUGUCCUGCUUCUUCCGCGGGGAGCCAUGCACCCCUGAAGACUUCAAAGUGGUGGCUGACCGCAUCGUCUACUACCUGGAGUACCACCACCUCACACUGCUCAGCGAGGAGGACAGCCCCGAGAUGACCUUCCCUGCCGUCACCUUCUGCAACAUCAACCGUGUGCGGCUCUCGCAGCUCACCCAUGAGGACCUGCUCUACCUGGCCCCUCUGGUCAACUACAAGCCCGGGAUGGAGCUGGGCUUCACCCCAGCCCAGCCUGACCCUGGGGAUGAGGACAAGCCCCUAAAUUUAUAUGGGUUUUUUAACCGCACUUGCCACCAGCUGGAGGACAUGCUGCUAAGCUGCAGCUACCGGGGCGAGCAGUGCGGCCCCGGCGACUUCGCGGUGGUCUUCACCCGCUAUGGGAAGUGCUACACCUUCAAUGCGGGGCAGGACGGGAAGCCACGGCUCAUCACCAUGAAGGGGGGCACUGGCAACGGCCUGGAGAUCAUGCUAGACAUCCAGCAGGACGAGUACCUGCCAGUGUGGGGGGAAACAGAUGAGACUUCGUUCGAAGCCGGGAUCAAGGUGCAGAUCCACAGCCAGGAUGAGCCCCCGCUGAUCGACCAGCUGGGCUUCGGGGUGGCACCCGGCUUCCAGACCUUUGUGUCCUGCCAGGAGCAGCGGCUCAUCUACCUGCCGCCUCCCUGGGGCGACUGCAAGGCUGUGGCAGGUGACUCAGAGUUUUACGACACCUACAGCAUCACCGCCUGCCGCAUCGACUGCGAGACCCGCUACCUGGUGGAGAACUGUAACUGCCGCAUGGUGCACAUGCCAGGCGAUGCCCCUUACUGCACCCCGGAGCAGUACAAGGAGUGCGCAGAUCCAGCGUUAGAUUUCCUGGUGGAGAAGGACAACGAGUACUGCAUCUGCGAGAUGCCCUGCAAUGUGACCCGCUAUGGCAAAGAGCUUUCCAUGGUCAAGAUCCCCAGCAAGGCCUCUGCCAAGUACCUGGCCAAGAAGUACAACAAGUCGGAGCAGUACAUCGGGGAGAACAUCCUGGUGCUGGAUAUCUUCUUUGAAGCCCUGAACUAUGAGACGAUUGAGCAGAAGAAGGCAUACGAGGUGGCCGGUUUGCUGGGUGACAUCGGAGGGCAGAUGGGACUGUUCAUUGGGGCCAGUAUCCUCACGGUACUGGAGCUGUUUGACUACGCCUACGAGGUGAUAAAGCACCGACUGUGCCGGCGAGGCAAGUGCCGCAAGAACCACAAGAGAAACAACACAGACAAGGGUGUCACACUGAGCAUGGAUGACGUGAAACGCCACAAUCCCUGUGAAAGCAUACGGGGCCACCCAGCAGGCAUGACGUACGCAGCCAACAUCCUACCUCAUCACCCGGCCCGGGGCACCUUUGAGGACUUCACCUGCUAACUGACGUCUGGAUGUACAACUUGAGCUACCAAAGCCCUCCGGAGAGCUGCCCUUCUCCCUGUGAGCACCAGCGGAGAGACACAUCUAGGAGACCUUGCUCCUCGCCAAGGUGGGACAUGGACAAGAGCGACGGCCUUGGAUUUUGGGGCAAGUGGUCGGGUCAGGUCAUGCUUGAACCUGGCGCACAGCCCCCGCGGCAGUGGUUCCGCGCCUGCCCUGCGCAGACUCAAGGACGCUCCAGCCCAGCCAUCCUCGCGGCAUGGGGAGCGACAUGCACAGUGGGCUGGGGCACGGGCCUGCCCCGUCUCCUCCCCUCAGCUCUCCUCGGCCUUUUUAACUAGAAACCCAGAAGCCAAGAAGAAGCAGCCAUUCGGCCGCGGUCUCCAUCCACAGCCCUGUCCGUCUGUCUGUCCAUUGUCUCCAUGUCCAUCGUGCUCCAACGCCUGGCCAGCGUUUGCUGGGACCCUCGUGCCUGGCAGGAGGGACCAUUGGGGAGCCCUGUGGUGAUCCCAGGAGGCACAGCAGUGGGUUUGGCAGUCCCAGGAGAGCCUCGCUGUCCUUGUGGCCCGCAGCCUGCCUUUGCCUGGGCUCUCUUGGCCACUCCACGCGCAUGACAGGGCACAUCCACCUCUCCAAAUCGUCUUCCUUGGCACCCUGCCGCCAGGACAGCAGUGCUCAGCCACCGAGCUCACUAGCCAGCCGCCAGCACCAGGGGAGCCGGCACCGAAGACCCCACCACCCAGGCACUUGCCCUUGGCUGCAUCGGGUUAGGUGAUGGUGUGGUCUCCUCAUCUGCCUCUCCUGGGCUCCACACAGCCUGGCCGGUGCCAGCCCUGCCCCACAGUCCCUCCUGUCCCCAGAGAACCUGGGGUUCCACCAAAAAGAGCCAUCCUCGGGGAGAAAGGUGGAAGGAAACCUUCUGGCCUCUAAUUCAGCUGCAGCCACUGGCCCGGCUCAGCCAGGACCACCACGAGGGACAGUCCCGUGGCACCACUUUGGCCAGGUGGGCAUAGGAGCCCCAACACCCAAAGGGUUCAUUGGUUGAUGGCCACCCCACAGCACAGGGUGCUCUGCUCCACGGGCCCACAGGUUCCCACCCCUCUGAACGCCACCGGGUCCUACCGGCCCUGGGGGUCUUCUCCCAGCUCGCAGCCCCGGGACCGACGCUACCCAGGGACCUGCUGGCCAGCACUGGCCAAGUGUCCGCUAGCCAGGUCCACAGGUGCCCUGCCAUCUGCUCCACGGCCAGUGGGAACUGGUCACCCCCAGCCCCUGCCAGGCCCCCCCAGCCAGAGCCCUCCCAGGGCCGAAGUGCUUCUUAUCUUUAAGAGCUUUUGCAAUAAGUCUUUUUAGUAAUUAUUAUUUCUAAACGGCGGUUUUCUUUUGAUUAUUGUCAUUAUUAUGAUGAUUCUUUGCUUCCUGACCAAAAUUAGGACCUGGGUGUCAGUCCUUUGUAUCCAGCAAUUGCCCAAAGACGACAGGUCGGCCACAUCCAUAAAUUUUCUUAUGGAUUUUUCCUACUGUUUCAUUGCAUUUCAUUUAUUUAUUUUCUUCCUUCCUCUUUCCCAUUCAAGCUUUUAAAGAUGGGGCUGGGAUUUGACCUUGUUGCUCACCUGUUGAAGCAUAAACUUCUUUGUUUCUAUUAUGUCAUCUGCAUUUUAUAUUUCUUAUAUAUAAUAUAUAUGACUAUAUAUAUAUGUGUACAUAUAUAUAUAUAUAUCUAUAUAUGCAUCAUAUCAGUGUAGAUACCCAUCCAGUAGCAUUUAGGCCUUGUUCUUGUGCCAUUUUUAUUUCUGUUACUGAUCUCUGAAUGCCUUCAAGUGUAUAAAGUGUUGAAUUCUCUCUGGUAUCUGUACUAUGUACACACAUUUUCAUAGGAAGCACAAUAAGAUGACAGAUGCAUUGUACAUCAAUACCUGCUACU